This is a messenger RNA of Wasmannia auropunctata (little fire ant), 1653 nucleotides long. Its product is annotated as ataxin-3-like. Gene Ontology annotation, cellular component: nucleus. Lineage: Eukaryota; Metazoa; Arthropoda; Insecta; Hymenoptera; Formicidae. The coding region runs from base 233 to 1375 and encodes 380 amino acids. The record is from RefSeq and is a predicted model, not a curated record. The transcript has 5 exons. Gene Ontology annotation, molecular function: cysteine-type deubiquitinase activity. Gene Ontology annotation, biological process: protein deubiquitination.
CACCUGUGGGGGCGAGAGCGAAGCGAGAGUCGGUGCGAGCGCGACACGAUGACAAUCGCUCGUUCAUGACUGUAGCCUGAAAAUAUUUUUGCGGAUGACGUUUUCUCUCGCGCGGCCCCAAGAUCGGCGGUGGGACGUUGUGGGAUUCACGGUUAUUUAAUUGUCGCGCGUCCGAGCGGGCACGGAGGGUCUCCCGAAUUGUAUUCCGCGGUGUCGCCGGGCGGACGGUGCAAUGGAGAGUAUAUUUCACGAGAAGCAAGAGGGAUACCUGUGCGCCCAGCACUGCCUGAACGCGCUUCUGCAAGGCCCGUACUUCAACGCCGUCGACCUGGCGAACUUCGGCCACCAGAUGGACGAGGAGGAGAGGAUCCGGAUGGCCGAGUCGGGCGUCGACAGCGAGGAUUACAAGCUGUUCCUCGAGCAACCAUCGGGAAACAUGGACGACAGUGGAUACUUUUCAGUUCAAGUUAUUAGCAGUGCUUUGAAAGUUUGGGGUUUAGAACUGAUUCCAUAUAACAGCACGGAACCGACAGCUUUACUGGCACAGAACGAUCCUUCGCGGAUGAGAGCAUAUAUUUGUAAUUAUAAGGGACAUUGGUUUACAAUAAGAAAACUCGGAAGCCAGUGGUUUAAUUUAAAUUCGAUGCUUAGCGGACCCCAGCUUAUAUCAGACACUUACCUCACGAUGUUUCUAGCUCAAUUGUUACAAGAAGGUUAUUCUAUUUUUAUCGUUAUCGGUACCCUUCCGCAGUGUCCCGCCGAGGACGUUCUUCUGAAAAAUCCCAUAGUUGCCACGAAAAGCAAUUCAAACUCGGAAACGAAAUUCACGUCCAAGGGCCAUCGCCUAGGCACCAAGCUGGAGGAUGAAAUCUUGAAGACCGCGCUCGCGAUGGGCGAAGUGAAGGUCCCGGAAUCCUCAAGUGCAAUCAGAAGUGUGCAAUCCUCUCACAAACCCGGAGCGUCCACGGAGGAGGAGGAAGAGGAGGAGGAGGAGGAGGAGGAGGAUGUGCCUCGCGAGAGGAUAAUCCCCAUACGAGUCGAGGGCAGGGAUGACAAGAGCGACGAGGAGGAGGACGAGAACGUGCAAUUGGCUAGAGCCCUGCAGAUGAGCUUGCAGAACGACGAUGACGAUGUGGACAAGACGCUCAAGUUGCGACUGGAUCUUCACACUGACGACAAAACGACGCAUUUAACGGAACCGGUGAACGACGUGGACGAGGACGACGAGCUGAGACGAGCCUUGCAACUGAGUCUCGAGUGUGUUACCGCCCCACCAACGCCCGAUCCCGAGGAUCUACGCUGGCGCCGGCUGAACCACUUUGGCAUCUACACGAGGACGUCCAACAGUGAAGCUCCCGCGAAGCUGAACACUUAACAAUAAGCGCGAACUCUGCACAAAUUAUCUAUUACUAAAACUGACCGUUGUAUUGUAAAUUAUACGAUCGAGCAGCACGAACUCGGGGAAAGGUGUUAUGUCACUUUGUAUACUAACGGUAAGAAGAGAUGCCGUAUGUCGAAAACGAGAUCGAGGUACAUUUUUUUUUCUUCUUCGAUUCCUCAAGAUCGAGUGGAGCUCUCGUUGACGUUUCGUUCUCCCUCUCAACUUUGUUAUACUAAUCGUUCUCGGAAUAAAAAAAACGUUUGAGCAAGAAA